AUGAACACAGUGAUGAAAUUGAGCGCUCUGCUGAUCCUCGUGCUGCUCUGCUCUCUGGAGCUUGUCUCUUCUGCUAUGGGCCCUAGCACAGGGGCGAACUGCUGCCCAAAAUAUGAAACAAAGAAGAUCCCACUAGCAAUGGUGGUCUCCUGGCAUAAAACCAGCAGCAGCUGUGCCAAAGCAGCAGUAGUAGUUUGUGAAAAAAAUACAACACAACUCCUCUCUCUGAUCCAGAGUCCAGCAGAUCCUCUCUCUGAUCCAGAGUCCAGCAGCUCCUCUCUCUGCUUGCAGUCUCCAGUCAAAAUGAACACAGCGAUGAAAAUGAGCGCUCUGCUGAUCCUCGUGCUGCUCGGCUCUCUGGAGCGUGUCUCUUCUGCUGAGGGCGCUAACGCAGGGGCGAACUGCUGCACAAGCUAUGCAACAAAGAAGAUCCCACUAGCAAUGGUGGUCUCCUGGCAUAAAACCAGCAGCAGCUGUGCCAAAGCAGCCUAUGUGUUUGUUACCAAACGCGGAAAGCGCAUAUGUGUGGAUCCUACUCAUGGUUGGGUGAAGAGCCACGCAGCUCAGGUGGACAGCAGGUCAGCCACCACUGUAGCACCAGGAACCAGCAAGAUGAACACUAAAGCCUAAGGCCAGCCCUAACACCCCAGCGGGCUGUCAAUCUGUACGAAGACUUCCUGUUGGACACUGCGA
Messenger RNA from Anguilla anguilla (European eel), 693 nucleotides. RefSeq lists its product as uncharacterized. NCBI's taxonomy places the organism in Eukaryota, Metazoa, Chordata, Actinopteri, Anguilliformes, Anguillidae. Gene Ontology annotation, molecular function: chemokine activity; CCR chemokine receptor binding. Gene Ontology annotation, cellular component: extracellular region. The coding region runs from base 1 to 630 and encodes 209 amino acids. The transcript is spliced from 6 exons. The record is from RefSeq and is a predicted model, not a curated record. Gene Ontology annotation, biological process: cellular response to interleukin-1; cellular response to tumor necrosis factor; monocyte chemotaxis.